This is a messenger RNA of Dreissena polymorpha, 693 nucleotides long. RefSeq lists its product as uncharacterized. The transcript is spliced from 3 exons. Bases 1 to 693 code for a protein of 230 amino acids. The record is from RefSeq and is a predicted model, not a curated record. NCBI's taxonomy places the organism in Eukaryota, Metazoa, Mollusca, Bivalvia, Myida, Dreissenidae.
AUGGUAAGAGUGGAGGAAGAGAUCAGCAGCGCCAUCAAGCAAUUGAAGUACGGCAACACUGCAGGACUUGACAGCAUACCUGCAGAAGCGCUUAAGGCUGACGUGGUGACCAGUGUGGAGCUUCUACACCCACUCUUCAGCAAGAUAUGGGAAGAAGAAGAAAUUCCAAUAGAGUGGAAAGAGGUUUACCUCAUCAAGCUUCCCAAGAAAGGCGAUCUCAGUUCUUGCUCCAACUACCGAGGAAUCACCCUGUUGUCCAUCCCAGGAAAGGUGAAUAAUCGCAUCCUGCUGAACAGAAUAAAAGACCUCAUGGGCACCUUUAAAGUGAGAACCGGAGUGAGGCAAGGCUGCUUACUCUCACCUUUCCUGUUCCUGCUGGCCAUAGACUGGGUAAGGAAGACAUCGACAGAGCAGAUGCGGAAUGGAUUUCAGUGGACACUCUGGACACAGUUGGAAGAUCUCGCCUUUGCCGAUGAUUUGACUCUUUUCUCUCACACCCAACAACAGAUGCAGGAAAAGACAAACAUAGUAGCGGACAACUCAGCAAGAUUGGGUCUCACCAUCAACAGAGGGAAGAGCAAGGUGUUUAGGACCAACGCAUCCCACAACACACCCAUCACAGUCCAAGGCGAGGAGCUGGAGGAGGUUGACAGCUGUACAUAUAUCGACAGCAUUCUAAACAACCAGGGGUGA